This is a messenger RNA of Cornus florida, 1379 nucleotides long. Its product is annotated as probable indole-3-pyruvate monooxygenase YUCCA10. The coding region runs from base 16 to 1176 and encodes 386 amino acids. The record is from RefSeq and is a predicted model, not a curated record. The transcript has 4 exons. NCBI's taxonomy places the organism in Eukaryota, Viridiplantae, Streptophyta, Magnoliopsida, Cornales, Cornaceae. Gene Ontology annotation, molecular function: N,N-dimethylaniline monooxygenase activity; flavin adenine dinucleotide binding; NADP binding.
GAGUAAAUAUCUACAAUGGAGGAAGUGAUGGUAGUCAUUGUAGGAGCAGGUCCUUCUGGCCUAGCUACCUCAGCUUGUUUAUCACGUCUUUCUAUUCCAAACCUAGUUUUGGAAAGGGAGGACUGCUCGUUCUCUCUGUGGAAAAAGAGAAGCUAUGAUCGGCUUCACCUGCAUUUAGCUAAACAAUUUUGUAGCCUUCCUUUCUUUGAGCAUUCACCAAAAAGUCCCGUUUUCAUGUCGAAAAAUGCCUUCAUUAGGUACGCAGAUGACUAUGUUUUGCGCUUUAAUAUAAGCCCUCUUUACUGUCAUUCUGUUGAAUCGGCUGAUUAUGAGGAAGGCAAAAAUAGAUGGCAGAUUGUAGUGAAAAAUACCAUCUCUGGGGAGAUGAAGGUAUAUGUUUCAGAGUUUUUAGUUGUUGCUUGUGGUGAGAACAGUGCCGGCUAUAUCCCUAUGCUGCCUGGUCUGGAAAACUUUAGUGGCGAAGUUGUCCAUUCCAGUGAGUAUAAGUCAGGUUUAAGGUUUCAGGAUAAAAAGGUUUUGGUUGUUGGAUGUGGAAACUCCGGAAUGGAGAUAGCUUAUGACCUAUCAAAUUUCGGAGCCCACACUUCAAUUGUGGUUAGAAGCAAGUUUCAUGUUCUGAGCAAAGAAAUGGUAUUGAUUGGACAAUUGUUGUUCAAGUAUCUCUCGGUUUCUGAGAUUGACAAUUUCAUCACAGUGCUCGCUGAGCAUAAGUAUGGCAAUUUAUCCAAGUAUGGGAUUCAUCGACCAGCAGAAGGCCCAUUUUAUCUUAAAGGGACAACUGGUAGAUCUCCCGUUAUCGAUGUUGGAACUGUUGAGAAAAUUCGUUCCAGAGCGAUAAAGGUUUUUCCGGCAAUAUCAUGCAUCAAAGAGGAAUUUGUGGUGUUUGAGAAUGGUGACCAGCAACAAAUUGACGCAAUAGUUUUUGCAACGGGAUACAAAAGCACAGCCAAAAAUUGGCUUAAGGACUACGGCUAUGUUCUCAAUGAAGGUGGAAUGCCCAAAAACCAUUUCCCAUUCCACUGGAAGGGUGAAAACGGCAUAUAUUGUGCCGGUUUAUCAAAAAUGGGAUUGGCCGGGGUGUCGUCAGACGCCAUUGCUAUUGCCGAUGACAUUAAAAUGGCUAUGAGCGGCAAAGAAGGAAAGCGUGAUGGAUGAACUUUACCUUCUUUUGUGAACUGCUGUAACAAAAAUAUAUAUAUAUAUAUGUACUUUCUUUAGUGUGUAUAUAUAUGAGCUAUAUGUGUGAACUAUUGUAUUGUCCUUCCAGUUCUUGUGAACUCCUGUAACAAAAAUAUGUAUAUAUGUACGUUUUUUCUAGCGUAAAUAUAUGAGCUAUAAUUGUGAACUAUUAUAUUGUC